Messenger RNA from Aspergillus sclerotioniger CBS 115572, 2661 nucleotides. RefSeq names its product rRNA (cytosine-C5-)-methyltransferase NOP2. The coding region runs from base 69 to 2381 and encodes 770 amino acids. NCBI's taxonomy places the organism in Eukaryota, Fungi, Ascomycota, Eurotiomycetes, Eurotiales, Aspergillaceae. The record is from RefSeq and is a predicted model, not a curated record. Gene Ontology annotation, molecular function: rRNA (cytosine-C5-)-methyltransferase activity; RNA binding. Gene Ontology annotation, biological process: maturation of LSU-rRNA; rRNA base methylation. Gene Ontology annotation, cellular component: nucleolus. The transcript has a single exon.
AGUUGAGAUUCUCCGCUUCCAGUUGCGAACCAACCAACUUUUAUCCCGCAUCAUAUCUACUAUUCACAAUGGGUGUGGGUCGUCGUAUGAAGAAGCAGGGCCCUCCGGCCCCGCUCGAUGAGUCCAAGAUCACCAUUUUCAAGAAGCGCAAGGCUGGUGAGGCCGAGUCGAAAUCUGAGGCGGGCAAGAAGCGGAGAAGGGCUGAUGCCGAUGAGGAGGCCGCGAAGCCCGCGCUGAAGAAGAAGGCCAAUGGAGCUGCUAACGCUAAGGCGACUAAGGCGACUAAGGUGACCAAGGCGACCAAGCCUGAGGUCAAGGCAAAGGUCAAGCCCGUCGAGAAGAAGCCCCAGUUUAUGGAUUCGGACGAUGAGGAGGAGGAACUUGAGGAGAUGGACGAGUCGAUGCUUGACGAUGAGUUCGGCGAUCUCGACGGUGUCAGCGAUGGCUCGAUGGAUAGCCAGGAGGAAAUUGGCUCCGACGACGACUCCGUCAUGGAUUCCGACGAAGACGACCACCCUCGUGAGACCAUGUUCUCCGACGACGAAGACCUUUCCGACGCCGAAGAGAAGCUGACAGCCGCCAACAUCGAGGGUUUGUCGCGGAAGUUGGAUCUCGCCAGACAGGAGGAGGAAGAGGAGGCCGAGCGUGAAUUGCAGGAAUCCGCUAUGCAGACGAACAUCGCUGGCGACCGUCCCGAUGUCUUCGGCGAUGAUGUCCAGCCCGGUCUGGCUCCUGACCUCCAGCUGCUCCGCACGAGAAUCACAGACACCAUUCGCAUCCUAGGCGACCUGAAGACCCUGGGUCAACCCGGCAAGUCUCGUACCGAUUACACCGACCUGCUUAUCGGCGACAUCUGCACAUACUACGGCUACACUCCCUUCCUCGCAGAGAAGCUCUUCAACCUCUUCACUCCCAUGGAAGCCUUCGCCUUCUUCGAGGCCAACGAAACCCCCCGUCCCGUCGUUAUCCGUACGAACACCCUGCGUACCAACCGUCGUUCUCUUGCCCAGGCGCUGAUCAACCGUGGUGUGGUGCUCGAGCCCGUCGGCAAGUGGUCCAAGGUCGGUCUCCAGGUCUUCGAAUCCGCCGUUCCCCUCGGUGCUACUCCCGAAUACCUGGCUGGUCACUACAUUAUCCAGGCCGCUUCCUCUUUCCUCCCCGUCAUGGCCCUCGCCCCGCAACCCAACGAGCGCGUCCUCGAUAUGGCCUCCGCCCCCGGUGGUAAGACCACUUACAUCUCCGCCCUUAUGCGCAACACCGGCUGCGUCAUCGCCAACGAUGCCAGCAAGCCCCGUGCCAAGGGUCUGAUCGGUAACAUCCACCGUCUGGGAUGCAAGAACACUAUUGUGACCCACAUGGAUGCCCGUACCGCCUACCCCAGGGCCAUGGGUGGUUUCGAUCGUGUCCUUCUCGAUGCCCCCUGCACCGGUACCGGUGUCAUUUCCAAGGACCCCAGUGUCAAGACCUCCAAGAACGAGCGCGACUUCCUCGCCAUCCCCCACAUGCAGCGUCAGCUUCUCCUCGCCGCCAUCGACUCGGUCGACCACGCCUCCAAGACCGGCGGUUACGUCGUCUACUCGACCUGUAGUGUUACCGUGGAAGAAAACGAAGCCGUCGUCCAGUACGUCCUGCGCAAGCGCCCCAACGUCAAGCUGGUCGACACCGGUCUCGGCGACUUCGGUAGCCCCGGUAUGACCAGCUACAUGGGCAAGCACUUCGAUGCCAAGAUGACCCUCACGAGACGCUACUUCCCCCACCGCGAGAACGUCGACGGUUUCUUCGUCUCCAAGUUCAAGAAGACUGGCCCCUCCCCUACCACCAAGGCCGGUGAUGCCGCCGCCCCUGCCACCGGCGAGGGCAAGCCCUCCAAGACCCCCUCCGUCGCCUCCACUGAUGACGAGAUCAUCGACAAGACCCCCAUCACCGACGAAGAUGGUAUGGUCCUUGAAACCGAAGGCGGUAGCUUCGGACCCUUCGAAGAGGACGAAGCCGACGCUGAGCGCAUCGCCCGCGCCGAGCGCAACCGUCUCCGUCGCAAGGGUUUCAACCCCAAGGCUGUCCUGAACAAGCCCUCGAAAUCCAAGACCGAGUCCAAGGAAACCCCUGCCACGGAAGCCUCUCCCAAGGCCGCCGAGAAGAAGCAAAAGAAGGAAGACCCCACCAAGGAGCAGAAGGACGAGCCCGUCCCUGCCCCUGCCCCCGCCGCCGAAAAGAAGGCCAAGAAGGAGACCACCACCACCGACAGCAAACCCGCCAAGAAAGUCACGAAGAAGCAGCAACAACCCUCCACACAAGAAUCUCCCUCUACCACCACAGAAAAGAAGAAGCCCGCUACGAAGAAACAAUCCGACAACAAGGCCAAGAAAGCAAGCAAGAAAUAAAUGAGUACAUACCCGCCUAAUUCAGCAUGUCUUAGCUCCCGAGGCCCCUCAUGAAUCUUCAACAUCUUCACUUAUCUCUUGUAUUCUACAUUGUGGUUGACCAAAAAGCAUCUUCCUCUGACUUGUCUUAUGUCGUGUUUUCUUAUUUGUCGUGUCUGGUUUGUAUGGGCGGCGCAUGCGCAUCUGAAUCUUUUUUUUUCUUCCAUGUGAUGGUGGUAGAUAGAUAGCUUCUAGUUAUUGGGACUGGUUGAGUCAAUAGAUACCAUUAUUUUCUUUCGAU